AUGGUUUCUGCGUGUGUAGUAGUGUGUGCCUGGCCGUUUGUGACGCGUGCUGUUUUUCUGUUGCAGGUGGGUGUGGUGCCCCAUGAAAUGGCCUCGGGCGGCUGGGACGCAGACCGCCCCCUCUUCCGCCUGACCACGCAAAUUUCGCUACGCUCCUUUCACCAACUAGCGGAUUAUGGAGUGCUCCCGCUCCCUUUGGACAAAGGGGUGGAGGCCAAGCAGGUCACCCUUGAUAAUUACCGCUCUGUUGCGUGCUAUUUGGCGACUGACGAACAUUCGGCGCUCGCCCUUCCCACCGCAUGUUGGUUUUACAGACACAACAAUGGAAACGAACAUUUGCCGAACACAUCAGCUGUUCGAAAUUGGGCAAGCAGAACCCUGCUGCUCGUCGAAUGCCGAAUGUGUGGAGCCAUGCGACGCUUCACAUUCAGCACUCGGCGUUCGCCGAAUAGCAAGUGGUGGGAACGAGUUGCUUUUCACCAACGCCUAACGUUUGCUUGGCUGACCCGCAGCGGGUCGGUCCUUUGUGGCACAUCAAAGAAAGUGGAUAUUCGCCGAGUACCUGGGCUCCUCGAAACUGUUCGGUACUCGCCGAAAGCCGAAUUUCGAAACGGCGAGAAAAGGAAGCCGUGGGUAAUCCAUCUGCCCCGGGCCUUCAGCCGAAUCCCACAGCAAUUCCCCUGCCCCCAAGGGUGCCUCGUGACAAUGGCCGUUUUCUAUUUCGUGGAUGGGCGACGGCGGGCGGCGCGUGUGUUAGUACGCGAGAAAGUAGCAGUGGGUGGAAGAAGAAAGACGCGGCGUCCUGUCACGUGCUGUAGGUCGCACCUACUCUCAAACAUCCUGCGGAGCGCUGGCUUUGUUUUUAGGGUUGCGUUCUGUCCCUCUGUCAGCAAAGUGAGGAUUGCAAGGGGAACCUUAUUAAGUUUGUGUCGAUUCCAGGCAUACGACGCCCGAGAGAGGUGA
Molecule: messenger RNA, 963 nt
Organism: Gryllus bimaculatus (two-spotted cricket)
Lineage: Eukaryota; Metazoa; Arthropoda; Insecta; Orthoptera; Gryllidae
Source: the annotation of a GenBank genome assembly